This is a messenger RNA of Acanthamoeba castellanii str. Neff, 1569 nucleotides long. RefSeq lists its product as uncharacterized. Lineage: Eukaryota; Discosea; Longamoebia; Acanthamoebidae. The transcript is spliced from 10 exons. The annotation marks the transcript as partial. The record is from RefSeq and is a predicted model, not a curated record.
GACACGGUCGCCAAGAUCAACACGACCGCUCGGGUCCUCACCUUUGGCGUCGUUCCUCCAGACAACACCAUCGGCGCAGGAGACAUCUUCACCAAAGACAGGUUCAUCAGCAAGAGCGUCUCGCUGACGCAGUGGUCGAUUGAAUCGGUGGUUCAAGGCUUCUUCCGCUUGAAGUUCGACUUCAUGGGCCUGCCGACCUGCACGCGCGCCUUUGUGGGCUGGUACACCAUGAUGCCCAUUAGAUCGGACUACAACUCAACCGUCUUCGGUCGGCACGGGUGGUUGGCUUCAACUGAAGGGAGCUACUGUCAGGACGGUAGAAUGAAGCAGUCGACGUGCGACCAGAGCUUCACGCCGCUCAUAGCGAACUCCACCUGGAUCGAGUACACGAUCGAGCCUGCCCUGGAGUCCCUCAUCGACUAUCCGCGCAACGACACUGCUAUCGCCGAGGGAAUCUACCUCACCAUCGAGAGUCUGGGACCCCAGGGCGAUGCCUGCUUCUUCGACAACAUCGUGCUGGAGGAGCUGAUCCCCUCCACCAACACAACGAUUGUCUCCGCGGGUGACGUGGAUGUGACCUUCAAGCUCAACUCACCCUCCUUCGUGCUUCAGCCCAGUGAUGGAGGCGACGAGGCAGCCAGCGGCAACUUCGUGCGUGUGCUGGAGAUCAACGGCACCACCCUCCUGCCCCAGGUCCUGCGCUACGUGCCGGGAGUGGACUACACCCUCAACCGAUCCACGGACGGCCGCGGACUUGGCGACCAGGUCGUGACGUUCUCCAACUCGUUGCCUCUUUAUGGUAUCAAGGAGGCCUCGUGCGCGUUCUCGUUUGCCACCUUCUCCCAGGAUGGAGUGGUGGACACGGGGCUGUCCAACUUCACGGCGCCGACGGGCUCGCUCGAGUGGUCGCUCACCCUCCGCCACUGGCCCUUCAUCAACCCGAGCAACACGCUGCUCCUCGAGUUCGGCCUGUCGCACUUUGCCAGCGCGUCGGGCCAGGGCCAGUACGUGAUCGACGAGGUGGAGUUCGUGGCGGCGGAGAAGACCCACCGCUACACGCUGCGGGCGGUCGCAGACGACACCAACUCGUCGCUGGCCUCGGGCCUCGUUAUCAAGCUGAUCAUGCCGCUCGUGGCCACCGUCGACGGCGUCGCACGCUCGAUCGAUGCGCCGGUGCUCACCACCGCGGUGGCGCUCGCGGCCAUGAUGGCCAACACGUCGGCCUUGUCGGGCUCGCCCGUGUCGGCGCUUCAGGCCGCCCGGGGGGAUCGGGUGGACACCAUCGCGUUCGUGUUCCCCAGCUUCAGCCAGUCCCUCACCUAUGACCCCAAUCUAGGGCUUCUUGUCGCGUUCAUAGGAAGGCAGGACAGUGGCAGCAGCAGCAGCGAUGACCACACGCUGCUGAUCGUGCUCACCACGGUCCUCGUAUCGUGCGCGCUCCUGCUGGUGAUCGUGGCGGGCGUCGCAACGCUGGUGGUGAUGAAGGUCAAGGCCAGUCGGACCGUCACGCAGGAGGAGUUCGUGCAGCUCGACCACCGCUCCGGUCUCGUCGAUGAAAACGCUCUGUAA